Messenger RNA from Helianthus annuus (common sunflower), 1630 nucleotides. RefSeq names its product PX domain-containing protein EREX. The transcript has 8 exons. Gene Ontology annotation, molecular function: phosphatidylinositol binding. The record is from RefSeq and is a predicted model, not a curated record. Gene Ontology annotation, biological process: protein transport. Bases 243 to 1391 code for a protein of 382 amino acids. NCBI's taxonomy places the organism in Eukaryota, Viridiplantae, Streptophyta, Magnoliopsida, Asterales, Asteraceae.
UUUCUAAUUAAAUUUUAAGCGAGACCAAAAAUUAUAUGCAAUCACAUACCCGAAUACCCGUCUCUAGUAUCUUUGGUUUGCCCAUCUGAUUCGGGCUGGAUUGAUAUUAGUUUUACAACUUUAUUUUCAUUAUUCAUGACGAGUCAAAAUCGAUAAUCGCUUCAGAGUACCCAAACCCACUUCGUCAUUCACACCGAUUUGUUGAGCAGCAGCAUAUCAGAAAUCAGAAAUUGAAGCAAAAGAUGAGCAUGUACGGAUUCGACGCGUCUUUCUACGAUUACGGGUUUUCCGAUCCGGCAAUCACCAGGUCCUUCUAUGGAAACCCGAUUGACUUUGACGACGACCUUUAUUUUAGACGACGGCCGCCUGUUAUUAGGCAGACGCCUCCAACCGAAACCCUGCCGGAGCAAAAACGUCACGACGGCACUUCUCCGCUUCCUCUAGGCAUGGAUUGGAGCCUCCCCCCACGUCUCUGGGAAGGAAGAAAUACUGUCUGGCCCCAUGAUUCACACAAGAAAUGGAGUUACUGUGUCACAGUUCCUUCAUGGACUAUUGAAGCAGACGGUUCAGACACUGUGUUUUUCAAAGUUCAGGUUGGUAUACAAUCACCAGAAGGAAUCACCUCAACUCGACAAGUACCAAGAAGAUUCAAUGAGUUCUUGAAGCUCUAUUCUGAGCUUAAGAAGGAAUUCCCUAAGAAAAAUUUACCGCCAGCUCCUCCAAAGAGGCUUACGAAAAUGAGAAGCAAGACACUUUUGGAAGAGCGACGGUGUGCUUUGGAGGUGUGGAUGGAGAAGCUAUUGUCGGAUGUUAAUGUAUCUAGAACUGUUUUUGUCGCAAUCUUUUUGGAGCUAGAAGCAGCUGCAAGGCAAUCGUGUUCCGAGUUGAAUCUGGAUGGUUCAGCUGCAACCUCUGUACCGUCAGAUCAGUUUCUUUCCAAUGCAACUUCUUUAAUUGGGAGCAGUUCAUCCGUUACGUCUGAUCUGGAAAAUAGAUGUGCUGAUGAAACAUCUGAAGAUCAGAAUCAUGGUGAACCGAACAUGGUACGAGAAAGAUCUAGUGAUAUGCAAUGGGAUUGGGAAGAACUUACGAGAAAGUGUAUGGAAUUGGAGCUGAGAUUAACAAUUGAACAGGAUGCUAGAGCAUAUGCAGAAUCAUUUGCAGCAACAAUAAUCCAGCAGAAUGAAAUGUUAAGAAAAGAGUUGGAUGAUGUCAAAAAACAAGUUAAAUCGCUUGAAACAAGUCAUUCAGAAUUAGAGCAGGAGCUUAACAAACGAUUGAAAGAUAAAGUCGAACUAGAGAACGAGAAGCAAGAAGGGCGGCUGGAAACGCUCAUCAAGGAAACUGUUGAAGCGUGUACCACAAUGACCGAUGAAACAACGAUAUCAUAAACAAGAAGCAAGAAAGGUGGCUGGAGGCGCUCGUUAAGGAGACUGCUGAAAUGUACUACCCUUAAUGUAUCAUAUGUAAACAAAUGCAUAACUUGUUGAAUACCAAGCAAUAAUAAUGUGUAACAUCUUUAUGACCAUAUCACAAGUUUGGCUUUGCUUUUCGGAAUAUGAACUGUGAAAAUCAACAAUUGCAUUUGUACCAACAGCAACAAGAUAAAUCAUAUUACACAUUUAACGGA